AUGAGAGAAGUCAUUCGUGUUAGAGACUUUCCUCAAAGUAAAGUACAAGAAAUUUCUGACGCAACAGGUAUAGCAUUUAAUGUUACCAUUGGUUAUUUCAAUGACUCAAGACAUAAUGAAAUAAAGAGAUACAUACCAAAAGAAUGUGAAACUGUUAGAACUAUUGACUUACUUCUUGUUGAAGACCACUACAUGCUAAAUGAAAGAUUACCAAUGACAACAUAUUUCAUUCGCAACUAUAUAGAAAUCUUGAAGGAGUGUGGUGGAAUGAACAUUGAGAAACAAAUGAAGAUUUAUACAAAGAGAGAAGAUAAAUAUGUAGUUCGUUAUGAUAGAACAACACCGUUAUGGGAUGUUAUGAAAACAUUGUGGGAGUGCAAAUAUUUCGAACCUAUUUCUUAUGGAGAACUUUUCACAUAUACUACUGACUUAUAUAAACAGAACCUUGCACCAUUUAAAGAUUUGACAUAUGCUCCAAAGUAUUGUGUACAACUGAAGAAGAAAGCCGAGUCAAAAGAAGUAAAUAAAAAUAAGUGCAAGUUCAUUCCUGAGCACGUUUUCUUUGCUGACUUUGAGUGCAGUACCGAUGGCUUUCAUAAAGCUUUUAACAUAUGUUACGACAGUGAAGAUGGUUCAGUGAGUGAAAGCAUUUGGGGUCAGAACUGUGCAACAGAAUUUUUGGAGCGACUUCCUGACAAGAGUUUAAUAUAUUUCCAUAACCUCAGUUAUGAUAUAAACUUCAUCUUAAGACACAUGACAGAAGUGAAAGGAACUCCCAUCAUUAAAGGUUCACGAACAAUGCAAAUAACUGGCUUAUAUAAAGGAAGGGCAAUUAUUAUAAAAGACUCUUACAGUGUUAUAAAUAAGAAGCUUAAACUAUUUCCUGCUAUGUUUAACUUACAAACAGGACCGAAAGAAGUAUUUCCAUACAACUACUACAGCAGUGUUUUGUUAGCAAAUGACAACAGAACUGGUGUCAUUUCUGAAGCAU
Molecule: messenger RNA, 991 nt
Organism: Trichomonas vaginalis G3
Lineage: Eukaryota; Parabasalia; Trichomonadida; Trichomonadidae
Product: organellar and viral DNA polymerase type B
Exons: 1
Biological process (GO): DNA replication
Molecular function (GO): DNA-directed DNA polymerase activity; DNA binding; nucleotide binding
Source: RefSeq, a predicted model, not a curated record